CAUGUCUGACGCCGCACAUUCUUUCUGGAAACGGUAUCUCGGGGGUUGCGGUUCAAAUCCCCCGCCAUACCUACCAGCCGAAUGGGUGCAAACGAUGAAUGUACUAUCCAAUGUCGCUCGCUAGCUAGCUAGCUAGGAUGCUGUACGGAUAUCGGCGACGCGAGGAAGCAGGAAAGAGCAGCAUAAGCUGCAUCAACGACAAGCACAUGCGCCUCUUUCGUCGGUGUCUCGAACCACCAACCCAGCCGACGAAUGGGGUCGGCGGGCAGGGGAACUCCAGCUCCUUCCUCGCUUCGACAACUGAAGAGCGGCAAUUGACGAACAGCGAGUACUGACCAAGCAAGCAACCAGGUUGAAAAGUGUAAAGAACUCUACAAAAGAUAGCUGUAUCUUCUUCCAGGCUGCACUUGAUAGAUCUGUUGAGGCGUGGUAGAAGCUGGAUAGCUGGAAACACAAUGCCUCUUCAUAGUGGCAGCUUGAGCUGGCUGGCUGGCCAGAUGGAGCCUUCUCAUUGUCCACGCUGCGAUCUGCAAGCUGCUUGCAUUGUGUUGCUGUUUGUUUUGCUUGUUUCGCUGUUUGGCUGCCAACUGCAGCUGGCCGGUUGCUGUCAUGCUUCUUUUGUACAGUACACUUACUAGUAUGGUACCUUGGCGGGGAGUGUGACCCAAAAAUGACUGCCAGUCACAGACGAAAGAAAGGGACAUGAGGUCUUGAAGUUCGGUUUUUGGGCUCACAUUUUGAUGUAUUUCAAGCGUUCCCAAACCAAGCACCCGAGAUGCGAAGAGUGAAAUAUUCAAUGCGAAGCAGCGGCAAGCACCCAGCGUGGCUUUUGCAAUCGAUAGAAAGAGGCUCACAAAAACUCCUCCGAGCAAUCAAACAACAGCACAGAAACCAACAAGCAACAAGCGACAACGACGGCAAUCCAAUCCUUUCAUAGAUCCAAAAACCUAAAUCUCAAAGCAACCACCUUUCCAUUAAAAAAAAAUCAACAUCAUCAUGUUCCUCCGAAUUACUUCUCAAGCACUCUUCCUUCUCGCCGCCGUGGCGACUACAUCUCAGGGAGCAGACUAUGGACUUGACUGUUCCUUUCCCAUCCACAACUAUAAUUCUUCCUGCGGUGAUCUCUUGGGAGACCGCAAAGCAUUCUAUGAAGACUACAUGGAGGGAUGCCGACAAUAUUAUGGAAAGAAAGGAAAGCGCUGUGAUGCAACCGAAGACGACCGUCUCAUCAUGAGCAGGCGACAGCCUAAAUCCAUGGUCAACUACACUGAUACUGGCUUCAAGAAGAUCAAGGCACCUGAGGGUGUCAUGAAGCUCCUUCGUGAACACUGGGAACGCAACAAGAAUAGCCAAACACAAGAAGUGUGGCCCCUCGGAAACACCUAUGUCAACCACUGGGCAUCCCCAACUUACAUGGUAUCCGUCGAGGAUCAGCAGCUCAGGGGAACCGGAGGAAUGCGCCUUAAGAACCAGAUCUGGGACGCUGCCAAGACCACCAUUGAAGAAUGGACUGGAAUGGAGCUCAAGCCAACCUCCAUGUACGGCAUCCGUGUCUACACGGAAGGAGCCGUGUUGAACCCUCACGUUGACAGGCUUCCGUUGGUCAGCUCUUGCAUUGUCAAUGUGGCCCAGGAUGUCGAUGAACCAUGGCCUCUGGAAAUUUAUGACAGACAUGACCGCGCUAUCAACGUUACUAUGGAACCUGGUGACAUGGUCUUGUACGAAAGCGGAAGUCUCAUGCACGGCCGCCCAUUCGCAAUGAAGGGCCGCUACUACGCCAACAUCUUUAUCCACUUUGAGCCAACUGGACGUCCCCUUAGCCGCGAAAUUCCCGAAGGCGGCGCCGAUCAGGAUGACGAGUUCUACCCUCCCUACUUGCUCAAGGACUCUGAAGAACUUGAAAACUGGGCCAACCAAAACCCCUACGGAUGGAAGAAGCCUUCUCCUACUGCUGCCCAAGUUGAUACUCCCGAGGGUCACUACUACGCACAACAAGGAGACCUCGAGAAGCUCAAGUCCUUGGAAAGCAAGAACCCCAAGGCUCUUCUCAAGAAGGAUCGCAAUGGCUGGACUCCUCUUCACGAAGCUAUCCGUAUUGGGCACACUGAGUCUGUCAAGUACUUGAUCAAGUUUGGAGCCGACAAGGAUCUGCGUACCCACCACGGUAAGGGAGGAUCACCCUUGAAUCUUGCCAUUGGAGAGUUGACCGAAAACCACCCCGUAUCACGAUAUUUGUCGGGGAUUGGGGCAAAGAAUCUUGGCCCCGAAUUGUAAGCGGUGCUGUCUUUGCAAGCGCUUGCUCGGAUUGACUCUAUACCGUACAAUCAGAUUCGAUUCUAAAUCAUGAUACAUCACAGUGUCAACAAAACACAACAACAACAACAAAACAGGCUUUGGUUGGGCUACAGAAGAAGCAAUCAACUAGACAACUGAUAACUUAAAACUCUAGAAUGCAUAAUAUUUUCU
Messenger RNA from Seminavis robusta, 2466 nucleotides. The record is from the annotation of a GenBank genome assembly. Lineage: Eukaryota; Bacillariophyta; Bacillariophyceae; Naviculales; Naviculaceae.